Molecule: messenger RNA, 2021 nt
Organism: Salvia splendens (bonfire salvia)
Lineage: Eukaryota; Viridiplantae; Streptophyta; Magnoliopsida; Lamiales; Lamiaceae
Product: UPF0496 protein At3g19330
Exons: 3
Coding region: 628-1758 (376 amino acids)
Source: RefSeq, a predicted model, not a curated record
GUGCGAUUUUUUCUUGCAUCUUAUUUGGGUUUUGCAUGAACCUUUUUUUUUAGCGUUUUUUGCUUGUUUGUUUCUUGGUGAUGAGAUUGUUAUAUAUUGUGGUUUAGCAGCAAUUUAGUUGAUUGUUCCAUUUGCUGGCUUUUCCUUUAUGUUAUCACACUUUAGGGUAGUUCUAAAGAUUUAAUUUUUCUUGAAAUUUAUAGUUUUUGUGUGUAGAAAUUUGUUACAAUCCUGAAAAGGAUUUGGGUCUUGAUAACAUUUUGCAAUAUUAACAAAGAUUAUCCGUGUACGCCUCAUUAAUGUGUUACUAGAAUUGUUAUGUUGCUUGCGUUUUUGUUCAACUUUAUUUUGUUCUUCAGUUCUGAUACAGUUAAUCAUCCGGACUUGGAUAUUUUCCUCAACGGUAAAAGAUUCCGUCUUUAGUUCGCAGUACUUUUCAUGACAUAUUAGUAAUUUUGAUUGCCCAAGAUUUUUCAUUCUCUUUAGUGCCUCAAAAGCCCUUGAGGAGAGCCCUAGAAUCUUGUCUGCAUCUUUCCCCUUCCAUAAACAUGGUCACAUGCGUCCUUGUGGACUACGAAACGUCUGUGUUUAUGUAGAUAUGGUUUUGGUCCUUGCCGGUUAUCCCACAUGACAGGGCAAGAAACAUCAAUAUCCUGUCCGAAGCCUCCCCCUCCUUUAUCAACAAACGGUGGUAUUUCAGCCCCUGCUUCACAGGAUAAUACGCCGACAUCAAGUGUCCACCUCUCUCCAACUGUUAACCUUUCUCGAGAAUACUACCUCGCGGUUCAGACCAGUUCUUAUAGUGAGAUCCGAAGAAAAUUCUACAGUGGUCCUCUCGACCAAAGUGUAGGACGUGUGGAUGUCUUUGAGGAGCCUCAGCUGUUGGAACAUAUUCUUCGACCAAGCCGUGAGAGUCUUCAGGAGGCACUCACACUUAUUAAGCCUAACUCCCUUACUCAUAUUGCUGCAACCUACUUUGAUCAUAGUGAGCACAGUUCCCGUCUAUACCUUCUCCUCUAUCAGAGGAUUCGUAAUACUCGACUCCUCUAUACCCCUAUGCAUAACCUUCUCGAUGAACUUCCAGUAGAUAUCCACUCUGACUACUAUUCACUCUCUCCUUCCCAAUGUGAUUUAGCAUUUAACGUGUUUCUCCAAUUUGACUGCGCUGAGAAUCCCUUCCUAUCCCCCGACUCACACAGCUUCACUAAUACGCGUCAGCGCUUGACCCAGCUCAGAGAAGAGCUGGACCAUCAUCUCAAAAAGUCACAAUCGAGACUUCACCUAAUACGUCGCUGCUCAAGAGGAUCUGCGAUUUGCUUGAUAGCUGCCACUGUGGGUGUGGUUGUGUCAGCGGUGACUAUAGCUACUCAUGCUCUCGUUGCCCUUGUCGCAUGCCCAAUAUGCCAUGCCAUUCUCCCUUCAAAUAUGACUAAGAAAGAAAAUAUCCAUCUAUCUCAGCUUGAUGCUGCUGCCAAGGGUGCUUAUGUCCUUCGGAACGAUCUAGACACCAUUGAUCGCCUGGUAGCCCGUCUGUGUGCAGCAGUUGAAAACGACAAACUUCUUAUUCAUCUUGGGCUAGAGAGAGGAAGAGACAAGUAUAGCAUUCAAGAGAUAGUAAAGCAGCUCCAAAGAAACCGCCCUAAUUUUGUUCAACAGCUUGUGGAUCUGGAGGAGCAUUUGUUCUUGUGUUUUGCUGCUAUCAAUCGUGCCCGGUUGCUUCUGCUCCAAGAGAUUCAAAUGCACCAAAACCCUGCCUGAUUACGGCCAAAUGAAGUAAGCUCUAUAUAGCUGCUUGCAGAAGUUAUUUCGUAUUCAGUUUAAUUCUUUCUUUUGCUGCUACUAAUUAGUAAAAACAUCUUAGCAUAUGAAUAGUGCAUCUGUUAUCAAGAGAAUCAAUGAAUGGGGAACUGAUGAUUUAGAAAUAGAAAACUUUUCCAUGUUGAAUGAUUUGCUACAUGUAUGUUAGAAGUCUGCAAAAGAUUUCACAAAUCUAAUAUAAUAUGAAUGUGAAUUUUAUGUCA